Molecule: messenger RNA, 906 nt
Organism: Suillus clintonianus
Lineage: Eukaryota; Fungi; Basidiomycota; Agaricomycetes; Boletales; Suillaceae
Product: Alpha/Beta hydrolase protein
Exons: 3
Coding region: 1-762 (253 amino acids)
Source: RefSeq, a predicted model, not a curated record
AUGUACUCGCCCAACUCAGCAUCUCAGUGGGGUUCUCCCACUGCUUCCAGGCGAGCGCUGCUCAUUCAUGGUUUGACUGCGUCUUCGGAUUCGUGGCAAGGCCUCGCUCAGCUAUUAGAAGCAGAAGGGUUCUUUGUCGUCGCGCCGAAUCUCCUUGGCCAUGCAUGGAGACGGGGCACCGACUAUAGCAUGUCCGCCCUUGCAGAGGACCUCCGGCCAUAUUUCGUCAUGGACACCUUCUACGACGUGAUUAUAGGCCACUCUCUUGGAGGCACGGUGACCUUGUCGCUCUUGCCAUUCUUGCCCAACACAAAAGAAACCACCGUUAUACUCCUCGAUCCCCCGCUCGAGGUUACAGAGGAGGAUUCUCAAAUUCACAUGCAACUUGUUAAAGAUGAGAUCAUGAAUGCCAAAACUCCCGAAGAGCAUAUGGCUGAGAAUCCUACUUGGUCACGACGUGUCUGCAUAUUGAGAGCGCUGGGAAUCUCCAUGUGCGAUCGCACUGCUGCCGAAGGAAUCUUCUUGCAUAACAGGCCAAUGUCUUUUAGUGGGCUGCUCAAAAACAUUCCCAUUAACGUGAAGAUCACUUUGCUGCUAGCAGAUCCGAAAUUCGGCGCGGUUUGUUUCUUGGAGCACAUCCCUCAAGGCAUCGAGAGAUUGAAUGUCAGAGUUCUUCCGGGCAUCGGUCACAUCAUUCAAUACGAGCAUCCGGAUGCUAUCAUGGAUGCAAUCCCCGGGCCGCUACCAAGAGCAAAGCUAUGAAUCGUGCGAAGGAGAAGUGGGUAUUUACUGCGGUAGUUUGUCUGCAACUGCAUUGUGUGUUUCAGGUGUCACGCUCAGAGAAAGACAAUAGCUUUUCAUACAUCAUGUUUAUAUUUUGUUUUCGAAUUGCGCUCGUCGCUCGCC